AUGGCACCGCCGCGCCAACGCACCGCCGCAAUCGUGGACGACUCGCGGUCCGAAGCUUCCAGCGGCACCAGAGAGUACAAGAACACUGCUCCCAGGAGCCGCAAGACCGCCGCAGCCAAGGACAAGGCCUCGGUGACCAGUGCCCCCGUCACCCAUGACCAAUCUAUAGACGAGCAGCCUCGGGUCCCCUGGUCCGAUCUCCCGCUCGACAUCCUCCACGCCUACCGGCACGUUCACAAACUUCCCACUCCCUCUGCUUUUUCAACCGACUACUCCCGCAUUGUCCUCACACAAGGUGUUGGUCUCCGUUCGCCAACCGCCCUGGCCACCCGUCGCGCCCAGUUCUCCUCUUCCCGCCCGACACGGACAAACACCAACUCCACGACCUCGCCCACCAGCGCAGGCCCAGAUAACCCCCUCCGCCGCAUCAUCGGCCAAGACCGCGUCAGCAAGGACCAAUUCGCCCUCGUCGUGCGCAAGCAUUUCAACAGCGCCGGCCUAUCGGAGCAGGAGACCAUAGCCCGCUUCCUGUACACCGUCCGCGAGGAGCGGCGCGGCCGCCAGUUCCGCCUGCGCUUCCAGCCAUAG
Messenger RNA from Penicillium macrosclerotiorum, 588 nucleotides. RefSeq lists its product as uncharacterized. NCBI's taxonomy places the organism in Eukaryota, Fungi, Ascomycota, Eurotiomycetes, Eurotiales, Aspergillaceae. Gene Ontology annotation, molecular function: protein binding; transcription coregulator activity. The transcript is spliced from 2 exons. Gene Ontology annotation, biological process: regulation of DNA-templated transcription. The record is from RefSeq and is a predicted model, not a curated record. Gene Ontology annotation, cellular component: histone deacetylase complex. The coding region runs from base 1 to 588 and encodes 195 amino acids.